GUGAAAAUAAACACAGAAACUUCCUGAAGACUUAGAGUCCCGCAGUUUUUUCUGAUCUUCUGAUAUUGGGGAGUCCAACACUGCUGGCACCGACCACCAAAUGGUCCCUCUGAGACGUCUCAGACCUGCUGACAUGCCGCUACUAAAGACCAUCAGGAGCGCCGAACCCCCAUGGAGGGUCUGGGAUAGAAAAGCCCAGAAAUCAGGCCUGAGAAACACCGUGUACAGCGUCAAUGGAGACGAGUACACCGGAGAAUGGAUGAAUAACCUGAGGCAUGGCAAAGGCUCUUAUCUGUACAAGAAGGCCAACGCCAUCUACCAGGGAGACUGGAAAAAUGGAAAGAGAAACGGAUACGGGACGUAUGCCGUGAAAGCGCCCAGCACUGGAACGUACAUUCGAGUUUAUGCUGGCAACUGGGUGAAUGACAAAAAACAUGGAUAUGGGACUUACUACUAUUCAGAUGUUGAAUACUAUGAAGGCGGCUGGGAUUGCGGCAAAAGGAGCGGAUGGGGCAAGAUGAUAUACGCCAAUGGUGACAUCUAUGAUGGAGAAUGGCACAAUGACAAGUACUGUGGACAAGGGAUACUUUUUUCAGCAAACAAGAAUCGUUAUGAAGGAUCCUGGAAAGAUGGAAGAAAGCAUGGAGCUGGGACAUUCUACUACCUGGACAAGGGCAGAAUCUAUGAUGGAUAUUGGGUGAAAGAUAUCCCCAAGUGUGGGACUAUGGAGGACAUUGACUGCACAGAAGCUCCUAACACCAAGAAGUUUCUUAUUCCUGAGGUGAAAGUGGCUGAUCCCAAAAAAAUCUGUCAAGAAGCUAGAAGAGCGCUUCUCCAAAAGAGAAAAUGAACAAUACUUUGGCUCAAAACCAUGGCAUGCUGUUGGCUCACUGUUAACACCUUAAGUGAAGCCACAGACAUGCUACUAACAUCGUCUUACCUGAACC
Messenger RNA from Bufo gargarizans (Asiatic toad), 947 nucleotides. Its product is annotated as MORN repeat-containing protein 3-like. The record is from RefSeq and is a predicted model, not a curated record. The transcript has 6 exons. Bases 101 to 850 code for a protein of 249 amino acids. NCBI's taxonomy places the organism in Eukaryota, Metazoa, Chordata, Amphibia, Anura, Bufonidae.